Malaclemys terrapin pileata is the source of this 849-nucleotide messenger RNA. RefSeq lists its product as uncharacterized. The coding region runs from base 114 to 761 and encodes 215 amino acids. The transcript has 2 exons. The record is from RefSeq and is a predicted model, not a curated record. Lineage: Eukaryota; Metazoa; Chordata; Testudines; Emydidae.
CAUCCCGUUUCUACGAGGCACUGCAUUCCAUCCUCGGUGCGGCCGCCACCACUACCCCACCACUGACCGUGGACUCUGAGGAUGGGAUAUUGUCCACGGCCGGUUCCUCGGACAUGUUAGUGGACGGGGAAGAUGAGGAAGGAGAUGAGGAGGGCGAGGCAGUCGGCAGCGCUCACAACGCUGAUUUCCCCGACAGCCAGGAUCUCUUCAUCACCCUUACAGAGAUCCCCUACGAAGCGUCCCCAGCCGUUACCCCGGACACAGAAUCUGGGGAAGGAUCAGCCACCACAUCUGCGACUGUCUCACAACGUAGCCUGGCAUCACACUCCCAGAGGCUAGCGAAGAUUAGGCAUAGGAAGAAGAGGACACGGGAGGACAUGUUCUCUGAACUUAUGGCCUGUUCCCAAGCCCAGGCAGCACAGCAGACCCAGUGGCGGGAGAAAUUGACCCAAAUGCAGCAAGCAAACAUGGAUCGGGAGGAGAGGUGGCGGCAGGAAGACCAGCAGGCGACUCAAACGCUGCUUGGACUACUGAGGGAGCAAACAGACACGCUCCGGCGCCUUGUGGAUGUUCUGCAGGAACGGAGGCAGGAGGACAGAGCCCCGCUGCAGUCCAUCUCUAACCGCCCUCCCCCGCCACCAAGUCCCAUACCCAUCUCACCCAAAGUGCAAAGAAGGAGAGGCGGCAGAGUCCCUGCUAACUCUCACUCCACCCCUGCAGAGAGCUCUAGUAGCAGAAGGCUCUCAUUCCCCAAAACUUGAAAAGUUCUUUCCUUCCCGCCUGACACAAGCCCCCGUCCAAGUUUCACCUCCCACUUCCAUGUGUAGUUGAUAAUAAAAAAUAUGUUUC